ACCCCUGACUUCACCUGUCCUGUCCGCGUGACGUAUAUAGGCUCUGGGGGACCGGUAUCCGAAGGCGGAUCUCCGAGGCGGCGCCAUCAGCGCAGUACCUAAGGUAGGAAGGGCCCGCCCGCGGCCGGCUGUACAAGGAGACGCGGCGGGAAGACGUGGCGGGAAGUCCCCGCGGCCUCGGGACUCGCUGACCAGACGAGCCGCCGUGGCCGCCUCGUGACAGGUCAAGGAAGAUGAAGAAGAGAAGGCAUUUGGAUUUAGCAAUUAAGAAGUCAUUGGUGGUAAAUGAAGUAGCAAUUUUCAUCUUAAAUAGGGUAUUUACAUGAGAAACAUGGUGACACUAAUUCAUACACUAGCAGAUCAUGGUGAUGAUGUCAACUGCUGUUCCUUUUCUUCUUCCCUUUUGGCUACUUGCUCCUUGGACAAGACCAUUCGUCUCUAUUCAUUAAAUGGCUUUAAUGAACUUCCAUAUUCUCCACUAAAGUAUCACACAUAUGCUGUCCAUUGCUGCUGUUUUUCACCCUCAGGACACGUUUUAGCUUCCUGUUCUACAGAUGGUACAACUGUUUUAUGGAAUACUCAAACUGGACUCAUUAUGGCAGUGUUGAAUCAACCCAGUGGCAGUGCUGUAAGGGUGUGCAGAUUUUCUCCAGAUUCUACAUAUUUGGUGUCAGGAGCAGCUGAUGGCACUGUAGUCUCAUGGAAUAUGCAGACACAUAAGUUGUUUAGAUGUGGUAGUGUUAAAGAUGGUUCCUUGGUGGCCUGUGCAUUUUCUCCUAAUGGAAGCAUCUUUGUCACAGGAUCGUCAUGUGGAGACUUAACAGUCUGGGAUGAUAAAAUGAGGUGUUUAUAUAGUGAAAAAGCACAUGAUCUUGGAAUCACUUGCUGUGAUUUUUCUUCACAGCCAAUUUCUGAUGGUGAACAUGGCCCCCAGUUUUUCCGAAUGGCAUCAUGUGGUCAAGAUUGCCAGAUAAAACUCUGGGUUACUUCACUUACAGAUUUCUUAGGUUUUGAAUUGAAGUAUAAAUGUACACUGAGUGGACACUCUGCUCCAGUUCUGUCUUGUGCUUUUUCUUAUGAUGGUCAGAUGUUAGUUUCAGGAUCUGUGGAUAAAUCUGUGAUUAUAUAUGAAUCUAAUACUGGGAGUAUACUUCACACUUUGACUCAACAUACCAGGUAUGUUACAACCUGUGCCUUUGCACCCAAUAUUCUUUUACUUGCUACUGGGUCAAUGGACAAAACAGUGAACAUCUGGCAGUUUGAGCUGAAAUCACAUUGUCAAGCAGGUAGGCCAGGAGAUGAACCAAAGCAAUUUAUUGAAGAUUGGUCAGAGGAAGAAGUUUCAUUGUGGCUUUGUGCACAAGGUUUAAAAGACCUUGUUAGUAUUUUCAAGAUGAAUAACAUUGAUGGAAAAGAACUGUUGAGUCUUACGAAAGAAAGUCUGACUGAUGACUUAAAAAUUGAAUCUCUUGGCCUACGAAGUAAGGUAUUAAGGAAAAUUGAAGAGCUGAAAGUAAAGGUGGAAUCCCUUUCUUCUGGAAUUCCAGAUGAAUUCCUAUGUCCAAUAACGAGAGAACUAAUGCAAGAGCCUGUCAUUGCAUCAGAUGGAUAUUCCUAUGAAAAGGAAGCAAUAGAAAAUUGGAUCAGCAAAAAGAAGCGUACAAGUCCUAUGACUAAUCUGGUUCUUCCUUCACUGGUACUGACACCAAAUAGGACUCUGAAAAUGGCCAUUGAUCGCUGGCUGGAGACUCAUCAGAAAUGAAACUAUUUAGGUGUAUUUAAUUACAUUCUUUUUCCAAUGAGGUAAAUUUUAGUAGCUUUAAAGGAUGAGAUAUAUGAAUUCAAAAAGUUAUAGCCAAACAGAGAGAAGUUAAGUUUUGUUUAACUAAAGUUACUAUAUUUUGUCUUUAAAACAUAUUGUGAAUUAAAUUCUGUAUCCAACUUUA
Molecule: messenger RNA, 1946 nt
Organism: Antechinus flavipes (yellow-footed antechinus)
Lineage: Eukaryota; Metazoa; Chordata; Mammalia; Dasyuromorphia; Dasyuridae
Gene: WDSUB1
Product: WD repeat, sterile alpha motif and U-box domain containing 1
Exons: 12
Coding region: 323-1762 (479 amino acids)
Biological process (GO): protein ubiquitination
Molecular function (GO): ubiquitin-protein transferase activity; protein binding
Source: RefSeq, a predicted model, not a curated record